Molecule: messenger RNA, 870 nt
Organism: Batrachochytrium dendrobatidis JAM81
Lineage: Eukaryota; Fungi; Chytridiomycota; Chytridiomycetes; Rhizophydiales
Exons: 5
Coding region: 1-870 (289 amino acids)
Cellular component (GO): nucleus
Molecular function (GO): ubiquitin protein ligase activity
Source: RefSeq, a predicted model, not a curated record
AUGCCUCGACAUUCGAAAAACAAUACUGCACUAGCAUUCUUCACUAGUGCAGAGAGAUCCAAACUCACCUAUGGUACUCAAAAGCAGCGAUUAGGGAGAGACAGUAUGAGAGACUACGAUGCCUGUCUAUUGUGCUUGCGUGCAGCUGUGCAGCCAGUGUGUUGUGCAAAAGGCCAUUUGUAUUGCAAGGAAUGUAUAUUUGAAAGCAUCCUUGCUCAAAAAAAACAAAUACUUCGUCAAUCUAAAGACAUAAAAAACUUUGAGCAGUCCAUUGAAGCUGAGCAUGCUAGUAAAGCAGAGGAAACUCAAAAAAAGCAAAUUGAAGACUUCAAGAACUUGGAAACACACUCAACGUCUGUCCAGAAAAAAAAUGGCAAUGCCGACAUACCUACGCCAGGUCUUUCCAAUUUUUGGCUGGCAAGUCCAAGUUUUAAUUUAACUGCUACUCCGUCACUUACCCCUGAAGCUGCUCCAAGUGCCCCAAAAGCAGACAAGGUUGAGCCGCAAUGCAGCGCCGCAUCUGAACCUCAUUCUAUCAGCCUCAAAAAGCUUAUCCCUGUGGUUUUCGCGCAAUCCUCAACCUCGGCUGGCUUAGAAAAAAAGCUUGAACGACCUGGAAAGCAUUGUCCCUGUUGUCUUACUACAUUUAGGAAUGGUGUAAAAAUUGUCGGUGAGUCCAUCAUGUAUAUUGCUUGCAAUGUAAAGACCAAAGGACCAUGUUUCAUCAAAUUUACAAAGUCUUCGUGCAAAUGCGUCGUGUGUGAUGUAAAAUGCAAGGAACGUGAUGUCAUUGAUUUAGAUAUUGAAGGAACUGGCUUUUCCAGUGGUGGCCAGGCGGAAGCUAGCAGAGGUGGUCCUGCUUUUCAGUAA